CAGCUAAAACGAGGAGGCUGGCAAACUUUGCGAACGCUAAAUGUCCCGCAGCUAUGGCAGUGACCAUUUGGCAGCGCUUUCAUUCUACUUUGGGCUGUUUGACGGUUGGUCUCGUUCAAAUUGUGAAUUUGUUUUAGUUCGCGGUGGCCUUAUUGUUCUUGAAUAAAUUCGCACAUAUGCAUUCAACAGUUUAACCAAAAUUAUGACGGGCGGUAAAAGUGUCCAUAUUGACAUCGAAUUCGAGUCAGAAGUAUUUAUGCCGGAGUCAGCUUCAAGUUUACUCAGCAGCGCGAUUGAGUAUCUACUUUUUCAACGGCACCAGAUUCCCUUCGUCUUCCAGACAUUUAAAUAUAUGACUUCGAAGUGGUCGAUCCAGGAAGAUAACACAUACGAAACUUUUCAUUUGGAGAAACAACGGAGGUUGGCAUUAUCAACAUUGAAUGAAGUGAAUGACUUGUGUGAGCACAUCCGUCGAGAAUGCAAACACAACAAUAUACUUUCCGCGCGCAUAAUAUUCGGUGCUACGCCUCUCACCCCUAAGGAAAUUUAUGUCGUCAAACUUCCGAAAGUGUCCAAACAACAUUCUGUCGAUAAUCACCUAAAAUCUGUGACGACAGCUACCAACAAAGUCUUAAUGAAACUUCUGACUUGCGAGCAGCUCUAUCAAGCAUUCUCAAGGAACAUUGGCACCACGAACAUGUAUCUGGACAUUGAAACAUUAGACUCAACAAGCGGCGACUGCGAAAAUUUUCAAAUCAAGGAGGAUUUUGAUUUGUCACACAAAUGUCCGGUGAUUCAUAUCAAUCUAGUUCAUAAGACCCCAACGCUAACGGACAAUAAUUGCUGCCGUGAUAUCGCUGUAUUUGAAAGCAUAAGCGAACUUAAUUUAAGUGAGAAAGUCGAGACUGUGGAAGAGGGUGUUGUCGACAAGAAUCAAACUGAUAAUGUCCUUUGGAAGGAAGCAAAGGUCUUCAUUAGAGGAUUUAAAGACGUGUUCGUCAAAGGCCGAAGUAUAUGGGAGGAUUGAUAUUUUGUUAUUAAACUUUUUUUUAAGCAAUUUAUUUGUUAGUAAGACUGCAAUAAUUAUGUUAGCCAAAAUAUAGCUAUUUUUGGAAAAAAGUCAA
Messenger RNA from Hermetia illucens (black soldier fly), 1124 nucleotides. RefSeq lists its product as uncharacterized. NCBI's taxonomy places the organism in Eukaryota, Metazoa, Arthropoda, Insecta, Diptera, Stratiomyidae. The transcript has 3 exons. Gene Ontology annotation, biological process: regulation of exit from mitosis. The coding region runs from base 203 to 1027 and encodes 274 amino acids. Gene Ontology annotation, cellular component: nucleus. The record is from RefSeq and is a predicted model, not a curated record.